CACAAACAAAAUACAUUUCUUGACAUCUCUGUCUAUUAGUACUAAAUACUUGAACAGAAAAGAGAAUUCAGAGAGCAGAAAAUAUGAGCAUCAAUGCUUCUCCUCUCCAAAAUCCAAGAAAAUGUGAAUUCCUCUGCAUGAAACUUUGAGAAGUCCUUUUCUGGGUUUUUCAGUGUUGGGUUUCUGCUGAUCAGAGGAGUUCAAAUGCAUAGUGGCGAAAUAAGUAGGGCGAGCAGUGCACGUCUGGGCAGCUCAAACAUAUGGAGGGACAAUGGAAGGGAGGUUUUUUCUGCGUCAUUUCGCGAAGAAGACGAUGAAGAAGCGCUGAAAUGGGCUGCUAUUGAGAAGCUUCCUUCUUAUUUACGAAUAGCCAGAGGGAUACUGACCGAAGAAGAGGGUCCGCCAAGAGAAAUUGAAAUCAAGAGUCUUGGGUUUUUGGAGAAAAGGAAGCUGUUGGAGAGACUGUUGAAGGUUGCGGAGGAAGAUAAUGAGAAGCUCUUGAUUAAGCUCAAGGAGCGGAUUGACCGGGUUGGAUUGGAACUUCCAACAAUAGAAGUCCGGUUUGAGCAUUUGAAUGUUAAUGCAGAAGUUUAUGCUGGCAGUAGAGCACAGCCCACUGUGUUCAAUUUCACUCUCAAUAUGGUAGAGGGGUUAUUGAAUUACCUCCAUAUUCUUCCAAGUAGAAAGAAGCCACUGCCAAUUCUUCAUAACGUCAGUGGAAUAAUCAAGCCUGGCAGAAUGACAUUGCUUUUAGGUCCACCAAGCUCUGGGAAAACCACAUUGCUGCGAGCUUUGGCCGGAAAACUCAAUACAGAUCUAAAAGUUUCGGGAAGAGUUACAUACAACGGCCAUGGAAUGGACGAGUUUGUACCGCAGAGGACUUCCGCUUAUGUAAGUCAGUAUGAUCUUCAUCUUGGAGAACUGACGGUGAGAGAAACAUUAGCAUUCUCGGCUAGAUGUCAAGGGGUUGGACCUUUUUAUGAAAUGUUGGCAGAACUAUCAAGGAGAGAAAAGAAAGCAAACAUUAAGCCUGAUUCGGAUAUUGAUAUUUUCAUGAAGGCUGCAUCACUAGAAGGGCAGGAGGCCAGUGUGGUAACAGAUUAUGCUCUUAAGAUAUUGGGUCUUGAAGUAUGUGCAGAUACCUUGGUGGGUGAUGAAAUGCUGAGAGGUAUAUCUGGUGGGGAGAAAAAGCGGCUCACAAUAGGGGAGAUGUUGGUUGGACCAGCUAGAGCACACUUCAUGGAUGAGAUAUCAACUGGGUUGGACAGCUCUUCAACUUUCCAGAUUGUAAACUCAAUUAGGCAGUCCAUCCACAACCUUCAAGGAACUUCUGUAAUCUCUCUCCUCCAGCCGGCACCAGAAACUUACAACCUGUUUGAUGACAUAAUUCUGCUCUCCGAUGCACAAGUUGUGUAUGAAGGCCCCCGUGAAUGUGUGCUAGAGUUCUUUGAACACAUGGGAUUCAAGUGUCCUGAAAGAAAAGGAGUUGCUGACUUCUUACAAGAAGUGACAUCAAGGAAAGAUCAAGAGCAGUACUGGGCAAACAAAGAAGUGCCUUACCUUUUUGUUACUGUCAAGGAGUUUGCAGAAGCAUUUCAGUCCUUCCAUGUCGGCCGGAAACUGGGCGAUGAGCUUUCUGUUCCAUUUGACAGAGCUAAGGGCCACCCUGCCGCUUUAACAACCAAGACAUACGGUGUCAACAAAAAGGAAUUAUUGACAGCUUGCAUGUCCAGAGAAUACUUAAUCAUGAAGAGGAACUCUUUUGUCUACACAUUCAAGUUGACUCAACUUAUUCUUAUGGCAUUGAUAACGAUGACAGUAUUUUUACGAACUGAGAUGCCUAAGGAAACAGUAGAUGACGGAGGGAUUUUUAUGGGUGCCUUGUUCUUCACCCUUGUGAUGAUAAUGUUCAAUGGGUACUCAGAAAUUUCACUGACAGUCAUGAAACUUCCUGUCUUCUACAAGCAAAGGGACUUUCUAUUUUUUCCUGCUUGGGCAUACACUUUACCGACAUGGUUCCUCAAGAUCCCAGUAACAUUCAUAGAAGUUGGUGCAUGGGUUUUCCUAACUUAUUAUGUUAUAGGCUUUGAUCCAGAUGCUGGAAGGUUUUUCAAACAAUACUUGCUACUUGUAUCCAUUAACCAGAUGGCUUCUGCGCUGUUUCGAUUCAUUGGGGGAAUAGGAAGGAACAUCAUCGUGGCAAGCACAUACGGGUCAUUUGCUUUACUUGUAGUUCUUGUACUGGGUGGAUUUGCAUUGUCACGAGUUAAUGUAAAAAAAUGGUGGAUAUGGGGUUAUUGGUUGUCACCGAUGAUGUAUGGGCAAAAUGCUUUAGCUGUGAAUGAAUUUCUUGGCAAGAGUUGGACAAAAAUCCCUCCUAAUUCAAUGGAGACUCUAGGAGUACAAGUCUUGAAGUCUUGCGGACUUUUUCCUGAGGAAUAUUGGUAUUGGCUCGGACUAGGAGUUACGCUCGUAUAUUUUGUUGUAUUCCAAUUCCUUUUCUCUUUGGCUCUAGCUUAUCUCAACCCUUUUGGCAAGCUGCAAGCUAUUCUAACCGAAGAAACCUUGACUGAGAGAGUUGCCAUCAAAACAGGAGAGUUAGUUGAGUUAUCAUCAAGAGGAAAUAAUACUUCUGGUGAAAAGGGAAAUGAAGUACAAAAAAGCUUGUCGUCCAGGUCAUUGUCAUCAAGAGCUGGAAGCAUUACUGAAGCUGGCCAGAACAGACAGAGAGGAAUGGUUCUACCUUUCGAACCACAUUCCAUCACCUUUGAUGAGAUCAGAUAUGCAGUAGAUAUGCCGCAGGAAAUGAAAGAUCAAGGCAUACCUGGGGACCGGUUAGAACUUCUGAAAGGAAUAAGUGGUGCUUUUAGACCAGGAGUCCUUACAGCUCUCAUGGGUGUCAGUGGGGCUGGUAAGACCACCUUGAUGGAUGUGUUGGCUGGUAGAAAAACAGGCGGAUAUAUUGAUGGAAGAAUCACAAUAUCUGGAUACCUAAAGAAGCAAGAAACAUUUGCUCGCAUGGCAGGAUACUGCGAGCAAACUGAUAUUCACUCUCCUCAUGUUACAGUAUACGAGUCAUUAGAGUAUUCUGCAUGGCUUCGGUUGCCCCCUGAAGUUGAUUCUGAAACCAAAAUGAUGUUUGUUGAUGAGGUCAUGGAGCUUGUGGAGUUAACCCGACUAAAGGGAGCACUUGUUGGAUUGCCUGGGGUGAAUGGCCUUUCAACUGAACAACGCAAGAGGCUUACAGUUGCAGUUGAGCUUGUAGCCAAUCCAUCAAUACUAUUCAUGGAUGAACCAACCUCAGGACUUGAUGCUAGGGCGGCAGCAAUAGUGAUGAGAACAGUGAGGAACACAGUAGACACAGGACGAACUGUGGUGUGCACCAUCCAUCAGCCAAGCAUCGACAUAUUUGACGCUUUUGACGAGCUGCUUCUUUUGAAAAGAGGAGGAGAAGAAAUAUAUGUUGGGCCGUUAGGCCAUCAUUCUGCCCAUCUCAUCACAUACUUUGAGGGAAUCGAUGGAGUUAGUAAAAUCAAAGAUGGUUAUAAUCCUGCAACCUGGAUGUUAGAGGUAACUGCACCUGAAUCAGAAACAGCUCUUGGGAUCGACUUUGCCAAUGUGUUCAAGAACUCAGAACCAUACAGGAGAAACAAAGAUUUGAUCAAAGAACUGAGCAUACCAGCUCCAGGAUCAAAUGACCUAGACUUUCCCUCUAAAUACUCGCAAUCUUUCUUCACGCAAUGCAUGGCUUGUCUGUGGAAGCAAUAUUGGUCAUAUUGGCGAAACUCUUCAUACAGUGCAGUGCGGUUAAUGUUUACCACAUUCACAGCUCUAAUGUUUGGAACAAUAUUCUGGCGCCUUGGUUCUAAAAUCAAAAAGAAACAAGACCUCUUCAAUGCAAUGGGGUCUAUGUUUGUUGCUAUAAUCUUUAUCGGUGGACAUAAUAUCUCAUCAGUGCAGCCAGUGGUUGCGAUUGAGAGAACAGUCUUUUACCGCGAAAGAGCAGCUGGCAUGUAUUCAGCUUUGCCAUACGCAUUUGGACAGAUUGCGAUUGAGAUUCCAUACGUUUUGGUUCAAACGAUCAUAUAUACAGUGAUAGUUUAUGCGAUGAUUGGAUUCGAGUGGACAACGGACAAGUUCUUUUGGUACCUAUUCUUCAUGUACUUCACCUUGUUAUAUUUCACCUUCUAUGGAAUGAUGGCAGUGGCUGUUACUCCCAACCACAACAUUGCUACCAUAGUUUCAUCUUUCUUCUACCUAAUAUGGAUUCUUUUCUCAGAAUUUAUCAUUCCAAAGAAGAGGAUUCCAGUGUGGUGGAGGUGGUAUAGUUACAUUUGCCCGUUCUCUUGGACUAUGUAUGGGUUAGUUGCUUCACAGUUCGGAGACAUAAACGACAAGCUUGACACGAAGGAAACUGUGAAAGAGUUUGUCAAUCGUUACUUUGGAUUUGAACAUGACUUUUUGGGAUUUGUUGAGCUCAUUGUACUCGGGUUCACCGUGCUCUUUGGGUUUUUUUUAAAUCUUUUACAAAUCGGAUCAUCAAAAUUUUAUAAUCGGGACAAAUUGGAUCACCAUAUUGAUUCCAAUCUAAGGUCGAAAAUUCCGAAAAACAGAGGAGAAGCACUUCGCAUCAUGUUGAAGACGCGAUUUUUGAAACAGUGGGGAAGCCUUCUUGUAGGACUUCUCAUGUUGAACAUGCGAAGUGUAUUCAGUAUGGAACUCGCGGUUCCUAUGCCCGCGUUACUCUUUUUGGUUCUCGCUCAAGCGUUUGCCAAAACACCCAGAUUGUCGAAUGCCAUAGAAAACAACGAAGUCGUAUCCCGUCGACCCUCUGCAUUUUCCGGCAACAAGGACUCCGGCUACCACGGAGUUCUGGUUGGGGUUCUGCUUAAUACUACUGGACAGUACUAUUAG
Messenger RNA from Rhododendron vialii, 4914 nucleotides. RefSeq names its product pleiotropic drug resistance protein 1-like. NCBI's taxonomy places the organism in Eukaryota, Viridiplantae, Streptophyta, Magnoliopsida, Ericales, Ericaceae. The record is from RefSeq and is a predicted model, not a curated record. The coding region runs from base 205 to 4914 and encodes 1569 amino acids. The transcript is spliced from 27 exons. Gene Ontology annotation, cellular component: membrane. Gene Ontology annotation, molecular function: ABC-type transporter activity; ATP hydrolysis activity; ATP binding.